This is a messenger RNA of Pseudoliparis swirei, 1948 nucleotides long. It is a transcript of the gene taldo1, whose product is annotated as transaldolase 1. Gene Ontology annotation, cellular component: intracellular anatomical structure; cytoplasm. The record is from RefSeq and is a predicted model, not a curated record. Gene Ontology annotation, molecular function: transaldolase activity. Bases 616 to 1632 code for a protein of 338 amino acids. The transcript is spliced from 9 exons. Gene Ontology annotation, biological process: pentose-phosphate shunt, non-oxidative branch; pentose-phosphate shunt; carbohydrate metabolic process. Lineage: Eukaryota; Metazoa; Chordata; Actinopteri; Perciformes; Liparidae.
UUCACACAUGGAGAAACUCUGAAGCUCCUUGAAGUCCUUCAGGUAAUGAUCAAUGCCAUAACACUAUUGUUAAAUAUCAAUAUGAGUAAAUUAGACCUAUAAGAGGUAAUGCAGUGGGUUACAGCGUGAAGCUGCCGGAGGGUCGGACUACCGUUUUUCUUCUUCUUCUUCUUGUAAUACAGGCGCGUGAGCUGAAAGGUGAGCGGAGGCAAUCACACCAAAUGUAAUAGUUUCUUAAAUUAAAUUUCCCCCCAUAUGCAGUGCAAAUAAUAGUAUAAUAGUCGUGUUCAAGUGGCUGUUACCAGAGGGCGAGGAGAUCUAUUAUAGGACGAGGAACCGUUAUGGAGAUCAUCAGGUCCAAGAUGGCAACUUAAUUCCUUCAAUAGACUUUAUUGCACCGGGAUGGAGGACGCGGUGCGAUACGGUAACCGAUGACGACCGGCCGAUACCUGCAGGGCAUUUCUCUUUCUUCCAUUGCUGAAGCCCUGAGGCUUCCUUGAAUCUGCCCGGUGCGCGCUCCCGCCCCCUUCAAAGAGCGUUGCGCGCUCCCGUGUCUCUGAAACUCCGUCCGCUCCCACGUGCUCCUCUGUGUAUAAAACCGGGUCUCCGCUCAGCAUGUCGAGUCAGUCACCGGACAAACGGAGGAAGAUGGAGACUGCGCUGGACCAGCUGAAGAAGCACACCGUGGUGGUGGCGGACACUGGCGACUUUAACGCCAUCGAGGAGUACAAGCCUCAAGACGCCACCACCAACCCGUCGCUCAUCCUCGCCGCCGCCAAGAUGCCGGCCUACCAGCACCUGGUGGACCAGGCCAUCAAGUACGGCGUCGCCAAAGGCGGAACCGAGGAGGAGCAGGUGGCCAACACCAUGGACAAGCUGUUCGUGAGCUUCGGGCUCGAGAUCCUCAAGAAGGUCCCCGGCCGAGUCUCCACCGAGGUGGACGCCAGGCUUUCCUUUGACAAAGACGAGAUGGUGGCCAAGGCUCUGAGGCUCAUCGCUCUGUACGAAGAAGCCGGCAUCGGCAAAGAGCGCGUGCUCAUCAAGCUGUCGUCGACGUGGGAGGGGAUCCAGGCUGGCAGGGUCCUGGAGAAGGACCACAGCGUCCACUGCAACCUGACGCUGCUGUUCUCCUUCGCUCAGGCCGUGGCGUGCGCCGAGGCCAACGUGACCCUCAUAUCGCCGUUCGUGGGCCGCAUCCUGGACUGGUACAAGGAGAGCACGGGCCGCGCCGGCUACGAGGCGCACGAGGACCCGGGUGUGCUGAGCGUGAUCAAGAUCUACAACUACUACAAGAAGUUUGGCUACGGCACCGUGGUGAUGGGCGCCUCCUUCCGGAACACGGCGCAGGUGAAGGCGCUGGCGGGCUGCGACCUGCUCACCAUCUCCCCCGGGCUGCUGGCCGAGCUCAGCGGCGACUACGCCGUCGUCACGCCGACGCUCAGCGAGGAGGCGGCCAAGUCGUGCGACCUGGAGAAGAUCCACCUGGACGAGAAGGAUUACCGCUGGCGGCACAACGAGGACCGCAUGGCGGUGGAGAAGCUGUCGGACGGCAUCCGCAAGUUCGCCGCCGACGGCGUCAAGCUGGAGACCGUGAUCCGGGAGAAGAUGCUCAGCGGGAAAAACGGCAAGUAGCGGCCGGACGUCGGCGUGAAGCGGGAGGCGUCGGCGGGUCGGCCAUCUUUGUCGCCGAGAGCAGCUCCUCCGCCAGGGACCUCUCGCCGACCGUCGUGCGUUUCCCCGAAACGUAACAACCGGCGACUCGACGCUUGUUUGCAUUUUGCUGUAAAAAUAGUCUUUAAUAUUUUGUAUAAAUCUGACCAUAAAGGGACGAACUCCCACAACGGUUUUGAGGCCCAGAGUUCUGAUAACAGCCGACGACACGGCGCCCGUCAUUCCUCCAGAAGGUUGCACUUCUUGUUCUUUCUCACAAAUAAAACUAUGAAUCUGU